Penicillium canariense is the source of this 1128-nucleotide messenger RNA. RefSeq names its product acyl-CoA-binding domain-containing protein. Gene Ontology annotation, biological process: fatty acid metabolic process. Lineage: Eukaryota; Fungi; Ascomycota; Eurotiomycetes; Eurotiales; Aspergillaceae. Gene Ontology annotation, molecular function: fatty-acyl-CoA binding. The record is from RefSeq and is a predicted model, not a curated record. The transcript has 5 exons. Bases 1 to 1128 code for a protein of 375 amino acids.
AUGUCGGAUUCUGUAGAUCGCGUCUUCGUCCAUGCCCUGAAUACCGUAAAGAGGAUCCCCCGGACGGGGACUGCGCGCCCGCCGGCCGCGGAGCGAUUGAAGCUAUAUGGGUUGUAUAAACAGAGCAUGGAGGGGGAUGUCGAGGGUGUGAUGGAUCGUCCGGUUGGGAAUACCCCGGAGGUGCACGCCGAGUGCGAGAAGUGGGAUGCCUGGUACGCUCAGCGCAGCCUCUCGCGUACCGAAGCCAAACGCCGCUACAUCGGCACCUUAAUCGACACGAUGCAUUGCUACGCUUCGCAAACCCCCGAAGCCCGCGAGCUCGUCUCCGAACUCGAGUUCGUCUGGGACCAGAUUAAAUAUAACGCCUCCUCAUCCUCAUCCUCUUCCCCCUCAACACCGUCGGCCGGACGCCUUGCCAAAUCAUCAGCGCACUAUGAAAGACCAGACACGCGCGUCGACGGGGCCCACAACUCGCGCCUCCGCGUUCUCAGCCCUGUUAGCCAGCCCGAGGGGGAAUAUACCGGGCGGCGGCGGCGCUCAUUAAAUGGCCUCGAAGAAGACGAUAUCGAAGACGAUAUCGAAGACGAGGACGAGGACGAGGAAGAGGACGAGGAAGAGGACGAAGAAUAUGAAGAAGCCCGCGACAGCCUCUACGAGCCGCCCGAGCACGACAAUGCCAGCGCAAACACCGACACUCACACGCACACCGGCACGGGCUCGCAUGGCGACGACCGCCACAAAUCCGCCUCCGGCGCCAGCGACGGCACGAGCCUAGCCGGUCGUCCGGACUCGCAGAACGCUUCCACUCCCAAGAACAGCCGCUGGCGCCGCCGCGUUGAGCAAGCGCUUACCAAGAUGACGGCCGAGAUCGCCGCGGUGCGCGAGCAGAUGGAGGCGCGCACGCUAGCACACCGCCGUCGUUUAGGCGUAUGGGCUUGGCUGAAGUGGAUGCUGUGGGUGGUCGUGCGCCAGAUCAUCUGGGACGUUGCCCUGCUGGGCGCGCUGCUGAUCUGGAUGCGGAUGCGCGGGGACCGCCGGCUGGAGGAGCGGUUGCGUGAGGGCUGGUCUGGCGUUAAGGCUCGGCUGGGCCGGGUCAAGCUUUUGAGGCGUAUGCCUAUGCCUCCGUAG